Messenger RNA from Prorocentrum cordatum, 481 nucleotides. Lineage: Eukaryota; Dinophyceae; Prorocentrales; Prorocentraceae. The record is from the annotation of a GenBank genome assembly.
AUGGCAGCGGGCGCUGGCACUGCUGAGCGAGAUGCGGGAGGCGAAGCUGAAACCCAACAUCAUCUGACUACAUCGCUGAGGCCGAUGCGUGCAGCAAGGGCGUCCAGUGGCAGCGGGCUCUGGCGCUGCUGGCUGUGGCAGCGGGCUCUGGGACUGCUCGGCGAGAUGCGGGAGGUGAGGCUGGAGCCCAACGUCAUCAGCUACAGCGCUGGGAUCAGCGCGUGCGAGAAGGGCGAGCAGUGGCAGCGUGCUCUGGCGCUGCUCAGCGACGUGUGGGUGGCGAAGCUGGAGGGCAGCGUCAUCAUCUUCAACGCUGGGAUCACCGCGUGCGGGAAGGGCGAGCAGUGGCAGCAAGCUCUGGCGCUGCUCCGCGAGAUGCGGGAGGGGAAGCUGGAGCCCGACAUCAUCUACACCGCUGGGUCCGACGCGUGCCAUAGGUGCGGGCAGUGGCAGCAGGUCGUGUCGCUGCUCAAAGAAAUGA